Hevea brasiliensis (rubber tree) is the source of this 1070-nucleotide messenger RNA. RefSeq names its product N-terminal acetyltransferase B complex catalytic subunit NAA20. Gene Ontology annotation, cellular component: NatB complex. Gene Ontology annotation, biological process: N-terminal peptidyl-methionine acetylation. Gene Ontology annotation, molecular function: protein-N-terminal amino-acid acetyltransferase activity. The record is from RefSeq and is a predicted model, not a curated record. The coding region runs from base 382 to 906 and encodes 174 amino acids. NCBI's taxonomy places the organism in Eukaryota, Viridiplantae, Streptophyta, Magnoliopsida, Malpighiales, Euphorbiaceae. The transcript is spliced from 7 exons.
UGUUCACGAAAGAAAUAUACCGUUUAAUUUUUUGUAUAAUGUAGCUAGUCUUCCAUAUUAUGGAGUUGAGCGGGGCCCACCAAUCGCCGUAAAACAGAGAGGCUUACCUAUUUCCUUCUACAAAACUUAAAAACGGCUUAGGGCGCAGCCACUUUGAAGCCAGCAGUCCAGCUCUUCAUUGCCGUUCUGCGUUCUGCCUCAGCGUGGUCGCCGUUUUCAUUCAACACUUUGGAGCCAUCGCAGUAACUGCAUAGAUUGAAUUUGAACUGAAGGAAGAAAGCAAAAAUUAGCCGAUUUAGGAAGUCGGUUCGGGAGAGAUUCAAUAAUUUCCCCAAUUCGAGUGCCCAUAAAUUGAGAAGUACAGGUUCUGAUCAGACAAAAAUGACGACAAUUCGCCGUUUCUGUUGCAACGAUCUUCUCCGCUUCGCUUCUGUAAAUCUUGACCAUCUCACUGAAACCUUCAACAUGUCAUUCUAUAUGACCUAUUUGGCGAGAUGGCCAGACUAUUUCCAUGUCGCUGAAGGCCCCGGAAACAAAAUCAUGGGCUACAUUAUGGGUAAAGUAGAAGGACAAGGUGAGUCCUGGCAUGGACAUGUAACUGCAGUUACAGUGGCUACAGAAUAUCGCAGGCAGCAAUUAGCUAAAAAGCUAAUGAACAUCCUAGAAGACAUAAGUGACCAAAUUGAUAAAGCAUACUUUGUGGAUCUUUUUGUUAGAGCAUCAAAUACACCUGCUAUAAAGAUGUAUGACAAGCUUGGGUAUGUAAUCUAUAGACGAGUGCUACGCUAUUACUCAGGGGAGGAAGACGGGUUAGAUAUGAGGAAAGCUUUAUCAAGGGAUGUUGAGAAGAAGUCCAUCAUUCCACUCAAACGGCCAGUUACCCCUGAUGAAUUGGAAUAUGAUUAGACCUCCUUGACAAGUGAAGGUUAAGAUGAUGCUGAUAAUUGUAGUUCUUGAGAUGAAAGAAUAAGCUUUUAUAUCACCUGUUUAACUUGUGUCAAAAGAGAUCUAAACUCUGUGACUUUGAUUGUGAUGAUUUGAUUUGUUUGGCAUGAGAACAUUGAAGAUGA